GAUAUUGAGGACAUAAAGUCCUUGAAUGGUGAUGAGUGAGUGGUGAGAUUAGCCAGGUUGUCAAGCAACAAACCGAUGCGAGAGCGGCCGCGCCCAGGUCAAGCAAUGGAGAAGACGCUCCAGUCGAGGAGCUGGAGAUGCAGGUCACCAACUUUUUGGAGAGCCUGAACAUGGACCUAAAAAACAUCUCGGCAUGGGGAACCCCCUCCCCCCGCGAAUACUGACGUAUUCAUGAAUGAACACCUCACUAAAAAGAAUGGCACCAUUGCAAAAGAGGCUCGCUUCUUGAAGAAGCAAAAGAAAAUACAAUCAACCUGGACAUGGAAUUGUGCUGUGUUCAUAAAACGGAAAACGGAACGGAUCUACACCCGAGGAAGGAAAGAUCAUAAAGGAACAAUAUUGUUUGGGCCGACUUGUAAAGAGAAGAACUUUGAAAAUCACCACCAACUGAUAAACUACAGAACUCCCUGAAUUAAAAAAAGCACCUUAUCUGAGGAUUUUUUUUACUAUGAGGUGGCACACACGAAGACCUCAGAAGUUACUGAAGCUCACUGCUGCACUGGGGUCCCUGUGUAUACUUUUCCUCCUCAUUCAACUGAAUGAGGAUGACAACCAUAUGUACAUCUUCGGAUACAGUGAGUUGGAGUACUCAGCUGAUGAUGGUCCAGAGAAAGGGUGCAACUGUACAGCAAUUUUUCAGGGAGAUCCAGAAGCACUGGAUCAGGCCAAAUUACUCACCAUCACUAGAGACUUCAAAAACAGUAUUCAUAUCCCUGAUGAGUAUUACAUAAAUGCAACUCAGGACUGCAGGAGCUUCAAGUUAAGCAGAAAAUACAUAACAUUCCCAUUGAGCAAGGAAGAAGAGGAAUUUCCUAUAGCUUAUUCCAUGGUUGUACAUCACAAGGUGCAGAACUUUGAAAGACUACUACGAGCCAUCUAUGCACCUCAAAAUAUUUAUUGUGUCCAUGUAGACAAGAAAUCUCAGGCCUCAGUGUCCAACGCCGUCCAGGCUAUUGUUUCCUGCUUCCCCAAUGUCUUCCUAGUCAGCAAGGCUGUGAGCGUAACUUAUGCUGCUUGGCCACGUGUCCAAGCUGACCUCAACUGUAUGGCUGAUCUUUACAAUAGAAGCACAGAAUGGAAAUACUUCAUCAACCUUUGUGGCCAGGACUUCCCACUGAAAACCAACUUUGAAAUGGUGAAAAUGCUGCAAGGACUGAGGGGUGGUAAUAGUUUGGAGUCAGAAGCCUUGCCUUCAGAUAAGAAGUGGAGGAUCAGUUAUGUACAUCAGAUAGUUAACGGGACCAUCAAGAAUACGGGGAAGGUGAAGGAUCCGCCUCCUUUUGACCUGCCCAUUAUGUCAGGAAGUGCCUACAUAGUAGUUAGCCGAGGCUACAUCCGCAGUGUGUUGGAAGACGGCAAAAUACAGUCACUCAUUGAAUGGUUCAAGGACACUUACAGUCCUGAUGAAAAUAUCUGGGCCACCAUUCAGCGAGUUCCUGGUGUUCCUGGCUCACGGUGGCCCCACCGUAAACAUGACAUGACGGAUAUGAAUGCAUUUGCCCGGCUGGUGAAGUGGGAUUCGCACGAAGGCUCACAGGAUUCGAUGAAUGCGGUGUACCCAGCGUGUCAGGGCCACCAUAUGAGGAACAUUUGUGUUUAUGGCACUGGAGACUUGCAGUGGUUGAUUGAGCAGCACCAUUUCUUUGCCAAUAAGUUUGAUACAGACAUUGAUCCUAUUUCUGUGUACUGCUUGGAGACAUAUCUCAGGAAAAAAGCUAUAGAUGCAAUAACAUAAUUUGACUAUUUUUCUGGCAUCCUGCAAUUGCAUUUAUUUAUUGCUACAAAUGUUAAUGCAGCUGUAAUAGGACCAGUUGUGUCAGUUGUAUGAAGCUUCUCCAAAACCUAAAGUAAAUUAAUAUGUAGUUUAUUGUGGAAAAUGUAUUUAGAUGCUACUUUGGUUAUUAGCAGUGGAUAUGUUCAAUAUAAUAAGAAAACACUGGAAAGAACAAAUCUAGUGGGUGUAUGAGGGAACAGUUAGAAAAUGUGUUUACCAGAAAAACAGGUUUUUAUUUUUAGAGCCCAAGCACCAGGUUGCAAGGACCCUACUGAAAUCGCGCUGUUUAUUUUAUUAUUAUUAUUAUUAUUAUUAUUAUUAUUACAAGCGCUUUUUUCAGAGCUUUGCCAUACUCCAAAACUCACCAAAUUUUGUACACCCAUCAGGUCUGGCGAAAAAUGUGAUAUUUUAAGGGUGCCUCAAAUGGCCAUGAAAAAAUGGCUCAUUUGUGCCUCAUUGAAAAUUGAAAAACUUGUAUGAGUUUGGCCUACAUGCACGAAAAAUUUUAGUUUUAUGUAUAUGGAUGACCUGCACGGAAAAGUCUCAAGGACCCAUAUUCUUCAAUGUACAGGAAUUUCUGCUAAUGUGCACUUUUAAACACAGUAUUUAAAAGUGCUAUAUAAAUAUGGUUCAUCAUCAUUACCAUAAUUACCUAAAAAGACAAUAUUGCAAACUUAUGCUAGAGAGCAGUGAAGCAUUUGCUGUUAUAUGUGUUAAACUUUUCUAAUAUAUGUAAAUAUAUCACAUAUAUAUGUUGAAAUGUGUCCACUGUGUCAUGUUCCACCCCAUCAUGGAAACAUUGAUGACUGGGUGAACUAUGACAAGGUGGACAUUUAUUGCUACUUUUAGCUUUAAAUGAGCACAUGGUGGGUCUUCAGCUAGCAAAGUGAUUUAAGUGUUGAAGGUGACUGCAUACCGUUUAUCAAAUAUAUUAUGAGUUUCUGAUUAUUUAAAAAAUAUUAAUAAAUAAUAAAUAAUGUGGACACAUUAAGCUUGAACACACCCAAUUACAAACACAAUACGAUGAAAACUGGGAAAUAUAAGGCGGAGUUUGAUGUAUUUGCGGCAGUUGACCAAACUCCCUGUUAAGAAAGAUAAAAUGGUGUUGAUGAUGUUACCAAUUGCAUCAGUCGAUCUGUGAGAUGAUCAGUUACCCCAUAACAACAUGGUAGCUUAUAUACGACCACCAACUGGUCAUUUUACGACUCUUUUCAACAGAGGUGAAUGCAUAGGGCGUUAACAAGGCAUUCAAUAAAUGUUCAUCAUGGUCGCUGGAAAAACAAAAUUCUCCUGUCUAGACAGAGACUGGAGACAGAUUCUAAUCUAAUGAGUGGCAGACAGUGGUGGACAGUAACGGAGUAAAUUUACUUGAGUACAUUUACAAGUACAUAUCCAGAGGAUUUGUACUUUACUUGAGUAUUCGAUUUCUUUGGUACUUAUUACUCUUACUUGAAUACAUUUCCAAGACAAAUAUUUUUACUUUUACUCGAGUAAAUUUCUAGGAAGGCUGAAAAGUACUCGUUACUUUCAGGUCUGCUCUUUUUUCUUCUUCCCUAAAAUCCUAUUGGACACAAGCUGUUUUUGUCAAAGGAGGAGACCUAUCACAGUGCACGCUCUCCACUGGGAUGUACGUAAAGCAGAAAUACGUCAAGCCUCCUCAAAACGUUACCGCCAAAGUAGCCUGCGUUUGUCAAGACAGAGCCGCAACAAGUCAAGACAGAGCCGCAACAAUGGCUACACCUGCGUCAGGAGAAGAAAGACAAUCCGCUGAGUCGUCUGAGUCUGAUAAUGAACCGGACUCGGAGCAGAGACUUUCACAAAAUCCUUGGCCGUAUCUUAACUCAAUGUUUGAGAAAAAUAUAGUAAUUUACUGAUGUGGAAAAUAAGAAAUUUACUCUUACUCUUACUUUUACUUAAAGUAAAUUUAAAAGCAUUUACUUUUGGAUACUUAAGUACCUUUAAAAGCAAGUACUUUUUUACUCUUACUCGAGUAAUAUUUUGACUGAGCUACUUUUACUUGUAACGGAGUAAAUUUUGACCAGUAGUAUUUGUACUCUUACUCAAGUACUGGGGUCGAGUACUGUGUCCACCUCUGGUGGCAGAUAGGUGUUUGUGACACUUUUUAGAAAUAAGGCUGUAUAUCUCAGAAUGAUUCAUGUUUUUUUCAUAAUUUUUCAAUGAAUGGAUGAUUUUUUACUAUUUUUUUAACCAUUAUGGAAGGAUUUGCUGUAUGCAAUCAGCAGAGGGGAGCAGGGGCGGACAUAGCAUUUUUGGGAGAUGUGGCCUUCGGUGUUAGGGCCUGACCAAGGCUGCUUGCAGCUUUAAUUUGUAUUGUUUUUGUUUUCCCUGUGCUAUUACAAGGUCAUUUUAAAAUGGCACAGGAGAAGUGGAUUUCAAUUGUCAUAAAAUAAAAAAGUUCUGAAAAUGUUCUGUAUGCUGUUUAUCAGGGAAU
This is a messenger RNA of Cololabis saira (Pacific saury), 4286 nucleotides long. Its product is annotated as beta-1,3-galactosyl-O-glycosyl-glycoprotein beta-1,6-N-acetylglucosaminyltransferase-like. The transcript is spliced from 5 exons. Lineage: Eukaryota; Metazoa; Chordata; Actinopteri; Beloniformes; Belonidae. The coding region runs from base 509 to 1795 and encodes 428 amino acids. Gene Ontology annotation, molecular function: beta-1,3-galactosyl-O-glycosyl-glycoprotein beta-1,6-N-acetylglucosaminyltransferase activity. Gene Ontology annotation, cellular component: membrane. The record is from RefSeq and is a predicted model, not a curated record.